Molecule: messenger RNA, 974 nt
Organism: Rosa chinensis
Lineage: Eukaryota; Viridiplantae; Streptophyta; Magnoliopsida; Rosales; Rosaceae
Exons: 2
Coding region: 190-735 (181 amino acids)
Source: RefSeq, a predicted model, not a curated record
AAUUUAACCUCCAUUUACACCUCCACCUACACUCUUUUAUUCUCUCUCUGCAAGUCUCUUUCGCCGAUGCCCAUACCGAGCAGAACAGAGUCCGGCCCAAAAAGCCUAUAGAGAGCAUCCUUCGUUCCAUUCCUUCCCGCCGGCGCUGAGAGCCAGGUAUCUCAUCAGAAAGCCUAGAGCGGUUCUACCAUGGGUGAUUUUAGUAUUCAGAUUAGCACCAAUUUGGUUAAUAAGCUUGCUGAUGACACUGAGAAAUCAAAGAAGAAAACCAGAAGAACUAAACCUAAGGUACCCCGAGAGCCUCAGCAGCCCCAACCGAAAAUAAACCAAAAGACGGUUUCUGCUGAUUCUGAACCAUUCAAAGGGUCAAGUGCUAAAGGAUGGCCUAUCCAGCCUCCUCUAUACAUGCCCGUACCCCCUCCUUCAGAGUCUACCAAUGCAGACUUGGACGCAAUCAGAUCUGUUCUCCAACAGAGUGAGAAAGUCGUGGAGCGUUUGAAGAAGCAGGAGGAGAACAUGGCACAGGAGGUGACACAAAGAGCAAAGGAGCUUCGUGACAAGGAGUUCAAGCUCCCAUACCAGAAGCCUAUGCCUUGCUUAGCUGAGAAAGAUGCUUGCGUGGAUUGCUACAAGGAGCAUGGGAAGGAGGAUCCUCUCAAGUGUGCUGGUCUUGUUAACAGUUAUGCAGAUUGUGCUCGCAAAGUUAGGCAGCAGGUCAGUUCGGGAAACAAGUAAAUGCUUUAGAGGGAUUUUUCUGGUCAUAUACGCGAGUGCAAGCUGAUUUCCAAGAUUUUUGUAGCGGAAAAUAAACCAAUUAAUUGGUAUCCCCAUUUUUGGAUUGCUUGCAGUGUUUCUCAUACUGUCGCUAGAAUUGCACUGUCAAAGUCUUGAACUUUACAUGGCUGAACUGUUUUUUAAAUUCACGAGUGCAAGUGGAAUUGAUAGUAAGUUGGAAGUUAUCCUGUUAGCACUCA